Colletes gigas is the source of this 934-nucleotide messenger RNA. It is a transcript of the gene Naa40, whose product is annotated as N-alpha-acetyltransferase 40. Gene Ontology annotation, molecular function: protein N-terminal-serine acetyltransferase activity; histone H2A acetyltransferase activity; histone H4 acetyltransferase activity. Gene Ontology annotation, cellular component: nucleus. The transcript is spliced from 5 exons. The record is from RefSeq and is a predicted model, not a curated record. Bases 260 to 913 code for a protein of 217 amino acids. Lineage: Eukaryota; Metazoa; Arthropoda; Insecta; Hymenoptera; Colletidae.
CAUGCAUACUAUUGGACGUAUGUAUAUACAUAAGUAGGCACAUAUGCGUCUUGUAAUAAACGGCAUUGUGGUACACACAAGACUCUUCGUACUGUUAAGUCAUGCAAGCUUCUAUAAUAACAAAGUAUAUUUGUAAUUUUUCGUAACAAAAAUUUCCGAUAAUAUACGUACAUUUCUCUUGAGAUUAUUACAUACACUUGAAGAAAAACUAUAACCUAAAAUCAUAGUAGUUAUAAAAUAUGCGGGAAAUAUAAUUAUCAUGAAGAAAAGAAAAACAAGACGCCAACUUUUAGCGGAAAAGGAAGCCACUGCAAAAGAAUUAGUCGAUAAAGCAAAUUCUAUAACAAAUCCCUUAGAGCACCUAAAUUAUUUUCACAAAUAUGAAAUGAAAAAUAACCAGACCAUUGAACUUUUUUGUACAAGAGCCAAAGAUGCACAACCCGAAUGUUUGUCUUGGAUAUUUGAUAUUAUGGAGCGUAAUAUGAAAUCUCUAUAUGAACAAUGCGAUUGGGGAUGGGAUCCAAUUGCCAAACAACAAGAAUUAACAGAACCAACUGCUUGGUAUUUAAUAGCAUCUUUGAACAAUACGUUUCUUGGAUUUUCUCACUUUCAGUUUACUAUAGAUCAUAGGGAAGAAGUAUUAUAUUGCUACGAGAUACAAUUGGAAUCAGUGGUAAGGCGAAAAGGACUUGGUCAUUUCAUGAUGUCGGCCCUUGAAUGUAUGGCAUUGGAAUGCAAAAUGCGUAAAGUUGUUUUAACUGUAUUUAAACACAAUCCAUCAGCUAUGCAGUUUUUCUUUUCUCUUGGUUACAAGCUGGAUAAAACCAGUCCAUCGGCGGUAUCCGAUCAAUUACACUAUAUUAUUCUGAGUAAGGCCGUUGAUACUGGAUCAAUGAGCAAGAAAAAGAGCUAACUUUGUAUCAAACUAUAUAAG